Molecule: messenger RNA, 333 nt
Organism: Trichobilharzia szidati
Lineage: Eukaryota; Metazoa; Platyhelminthes; Trematoda; Strigeidida; Schistosomatidae
Source: the annotation of a GenBank genome assembly
AUGUCAGUAAAACGUCAAAAUAAAUCACUGAAUUUACUCGGUGGUGUGAAUAUAACAUUUGAGAAUGCUGGAAAGCAAGACUCAGUGAAAGUGACAACUAGUUCAACGUAUCAAACAGGACAGCAAAAAAUGAAACUCUACUUGGCGUUAUUUUUGGCGCUAUUCUGUUUCGCAUGCACCACUCUCAGCUCACCAAUGCGUGGCCGAAAUAGUUGGCAUGCCAUGCCUUAUGCUUACCCUCCAGCCGAUGUACGAAGUUUCGAAUUACCAAGUAGGGAAAAGAAAUUUCAUGUAGCUGAUGUUUGGGAAGACGUAAACUUUGAGGGAAAAUAA